Malus domestica (apple) is the source of this 720-nucleotide messenger RNA. The record is from RefSeq and is a predicted model, not a curated record. Lineage: Eukaryota; Viridiplantae; Streptophyta; Magnoliopsida; Rosales; Rosaceae.
AUGGCGAAGAAAUCUGUUGCUGGCCAGAUAGCUCGAGAGUCAAAGACACUUCUCCACCAUUCUGGUUCGAAGCCCUUUUCGUAUAGGCUUGAGGAACGACGUCAGGAGGGUUCUAAGUUCCCAGAGAUCGACAUGUUCAAGGACGUUUACGUUCGACCUGGUAAUGAAAUCGCUGGGCAGUUUUAUGAUACUAUGGUGGAAAAGAGCACUGCUGUUCUCCAAGAAGCAGCAUCGCAGCUUCCCCCGGAGACUUCGAUCGAGGAUGUCAUGGUACCAGAGGAUGUAGGUUUUCAAAUCAUGACUGAAGUCCUGGAUGAGAACCUUGGUCGUCGUCAUGGCCAGGUUGUUCGGGGUAUGGGGAAAUCACGGGUUCGUGAGACGGGUGCCUCUUCUUCCAGAUUGAACACAUCAUUGAUGGAUGAAGUGACAACCUUAAGGGGUAAGCUUGCGAUCCAGGAAGAGCAGAUGAGGGUCCAGGGCGAGCAGAUGAAGGAGCAGAUGAGGGCCCAGGGCGAGCAGAUGAAGGAGCAGAUGAGGGCCCAGGGCGAGCAGAUGGAAGCGCAGCUGAGGGUCCAGAGCGAGGAGGUGAGGACCUAUGCUGAAACGGUGAGAGACCUUGUACGAGCCAUACAGACGGCCGGCCUACAAGUCUCGCUACCAGCACCUCAUCAUGAUCCACCUUCGAUCUCAGAGCCACCUCACCCUCCCGAUACUCAGUAG